Molecule: messenger RNA, 944 nt
Organism: Melitaea cinxia (Glanville fritillary)
Lineage: Eukaryota; Metazoa; Arthropoda; Insecta; Lepidoptera; Nymphalidae
Product: serine protease snake-like
Exons: 5
Coding region: 16-924 (302 amino acids)
Biological process (GO): proteolysis
Molecular function (GO): serine-type endopeptidase activity
Source: RefSeq, a predicted model, not a curated record
UAUUUUUAUUAUUGAAUGAUCUUCUGUCACGUUCCAGAAUGUGAUGAAUACAGCCGCGGUGUGACAGAGACCGUCGGCUUCAUUCCGUUACUGACAGAGCCGGAGACCAUGUCCAUAUCGGCUCCUAAGUGCAACUACGAGAGGAUUGAACUGAUCGUUGGUGGAGAGGAUGCAAACCAAGGAGAGUUUCCGCACAUGGCGGCCAUAGGCUGGGUGGAUGUUGAAGGAAACUACGCCUUCCAGUGUGGAGGCAGCCUGAUCAGCUCCCGUUUCGUGCUGAGUGCUGGUCACUGUAGCAAGAACCCUCGAAUGAAGGAGAAAAAACCCGCCAUCGUCAGACUUGGUGACCAGAAUCUAGACCCAUCAGUCAGCGAUGGAGCUAGUCCUCUUGAUGUACCGAUAAAGACAGUCCACAAGCACCCUCUAUACAAGUCACCCGGCAAGUACAACGACAUCGCGCUCUUCGAGCUGAACAGUGACGUCGAUUUCGAAGCCGCCAUCCGUCCAGCUUGCCUCUGGACCAAGCCCGAUUUCCCCGGACACACCAAGGCGGUUGCGACAGGCUGGGGUGUCACCACCUCAAAAAGAGGCGCCGUGGGCUCCAAUGAACUGCAGAAGGUGUCUCUCUCGCUCUUAGAGAACGAUUACUGCGACGUCUUGCUCAACGACACACACAACAGACACUGGUCGGGCUUCGUCCCCUCCCAGAUGUGCGCCGGUGAGCUUCGAGGUGGGAAGGACACUUGUCAAGGUGACUCCGGCUCCCCGCUUCAAGUUGCCUCCCUGAACAACAAGUGCGUCUUCCACAUAGUCGGGAUCACCUCGUUCGGACGUCGCUGCGCUGAGUCGGGCAAACCCGCGGUAUACACCAGAGUGUCUGAAUACUUGGAUUGGAUAGAAGCCAUCGUGUGGCCUGGAGAGUAAUAAAUAUGUUACUAUUUAAA